CCCGCGAAAGCACGUGUAUUUAUUUUCCAAGAUGGCUGCGCCCACAUUUAAGAAUCUUCAAUCCGGUGACUACGGAAAAAUACCGGCUAAUCAACAUCUGCCUCUUCAGGAACUGACUAAACCUCACAUUGAGUCAUUCAACUAUGUAAUCAGAGAAGGACUCUCCCUGGCUGUCAGGAACAUCUCUCCAGUCGAAUUUCAACUCGGGAAUGGAGACAGAAUAACUCUUGCUUUCAGGGAUGCCACCAUUGGUCUACCCAUGAUCUCCAAUCGUAACCGCUAUGCAGCAACAAUGAAAGUUUUUCCAUCUGAGUGCAGACAGCGAGGGACCACCUAUCGGGCCAAGCUGCAGGCAGGGAUAGUUUGGAAAAACAGCAGAGGUGGCCAGGGAGGAAAGGAUAUAGUGAUUGGUGAAGUGCCCAUCAUGGUCAAGUCUGACAAUUGCAACCUAAGAAAGCUGGCCCCAUCUCAGCUGGUUCGUCAUCAUGAGGAGGCGGAGGAAAUGGGUGGAUACUUCAUCGUCAACGGCAUUGAGCGAGUCAUCCGGAUGCUGGUCAUGCCAAGGAGACACUAUCCAAUGGCCAUCAGUAGACCAAAGUGGAAGACAAGAGGUCGAGCGUUCACUGAGUAUGGUGUCACCAUGAGAUGCGUUAAGAAUGACCAGACUUCUUCAAAUUUAAUCCUGCACUAUAUGAACAAUGGAACUAUUGUUCUGAGCUUUACGUGCCAGAAGGAGAUGUUUUUCAUCUCGUUGGUCAUGGUUCUUAAGGCCCUUGUAGAUACCACAGACCAACACAUCUACAAUGAGAUGCUGAAAGGAAUAGAGCAAGACACCUUCCUAAUCGGUUGUGUGACUGAGAUGCUCCGUCAAGCCCAAUCUCAGGACCUGACUACACAUCACAGCAUCCUGAGUUUCAUUGGUGAGCAGUUCCGAGUCAAGCUGGGACUCCCCGACUGGUACUCGGCAGAUGAGGUUGCCCGGUUCCUCCUCCGUCAGCACAUCUGCAUCCACCUGGACUCCAACAUUGAUAAAUUUAACACUCUCAUCUUGAUGGCAAGGAAACUGUUCUCCUUUGCUCGAGGACAGUGUUCGGCAGAUAAUGCAGACAGCCCCAUGAAUCAAGAAGUCUUACUUGCUGGACAUCUCUACCAAAUGGUCUUGAAGGAAAAAAUGGAGUCGUGGCUACAGAAUGUAAAGUUGACUAUCCUAAAGAAAGCAAACAACUCAGCUAGCAACUUUAUUCUGACUAAAGCCAACCUGGAUAACGUUCUGAAAACUGUUAGUGAUCUCACACGGCCAAUGGAAUAUCUUCUGGCCACAGGGAACUUGGUUUCCAAGACAGGACUUGGACUCAUGCAGACCUCGGGACUGACGGUCGUUGCUGACAAACUCAACUUCAUGCGCUUUCUGUCUCACUUCCGCUGCAUCCAUCGAGGCUCAUUCUUCUCCGAGAUGAGAACUACAUCAGUCAGGAAACUCCUUCCCGAGGCUUGGGGGUUCCUGUGCCCUGUUCACACCCCUGACGGCGCACCGUGCGGUCUCAUGAACCACCUAGCUGCUAGCUGUCAGGUGACCAACACUCAGCCAAUGACAACGCACCUGCCCCGCCUACUCAGCUCUCUUGGCAUGGCCCCGUUGGAUGGUCCACCUCCUACUUCAGUUGUAGACUGCUAUGAGGUUGUCAUGGAUGGGCGUGUCUUAGGAUUGGUUGCCAAGGAUGUGGCUCCUGAACUAACUGACAGAUUGAGGACACUAAAGGCAAAAGAACAAAAAGGGAUACCAGCAACACUUGAAGUUGUCUUAGUUCCCAUGACGAAACAUGCCAGCCAAUACCCAGGCCUCUUCUUGUUCACAACGCCCGCACGACUCAUGCGACCGGUCUUCAAUCUAGCAACCCAAUCAACGCAUCUGAUUGGCACCUUGGAACAGGUGUACCUGAACAUCGCAGUCACACCAAAGGAAAUACAUGAAGGGGAGACAACCCACAUGGAGUUGAGUGAAUCUGGCAUUCUGAGUGCAGUCGCCAGCUUGACGCCAUUUUCCGAUUUCAAUCAGAGUCCACGUAACAUGUACCAGUGCCAGAUGGGCAAACAGACCAUGGGUGUCCCAUGCCACACUCUGCAAUAUCGCAAUGACCACAAGAUGUACCGUCUACAGACCCCGCAGUCACCUGUUGUCAGACCUCACGCCUACGACCAUUAUAACUUUGAUGAAUACCCACUGGGGACUAACGCCGUUGUUGCUGUCAUCUCUUACACGGGUUACGACAUGGAAGAUGCCAUGAUACUCAACAAGUCAUCCGUGGAGAGAGGGUUCUGCCACGGAACUAUCUACAAGACCGAAGAAAUUGACCUCAAGAAAAAGAGCCGUGGCUCAACUAAGUAUCAGGUCACGCUCACGUUUGGUUGUGAUGUCCAGGACCCUAGAGCAAAAGGAAUGCUAGAUGUUGAUGGGUUUCCACCCAUAGGUACUGUGAUAAAUCCUGGAGAUCCCUUCUACAGUUUUUUAGAUUUGGAGACUCGUCAGUACAGGGUGGAGCGAUACAGUGGUAUGGAGACCGGUGUGGUUGACAAUGUUAAACUCACAGGGAAUGAUGAUGGGAACCAGGAAUGUCAGAAGGCUUACAUACAGCUCCGGAUACAGAGGAACCCAAUCAUCGGGGACAAGUUUUCCAGUCGGCAUGGACAGAAAGGGAUCUGUAGUCAGCGAUGGCCGGCGGAGAACAUGCCAUUCACAGAGAGCGGAAUGACUCCUGAUAUCAUCUUCAAUCCACAUGGCUUUCCUUCCAGAAUGACCAUCGGCAUGAUGAUUGAGAGCAUGGCAGGCAAGUCAAGCUGCCUUCAUGGUCUCUGCCACGAUGCUACGCCGUUCACAUUCUCUGAAGACCAACCCGCUGUAGAUUACUUUGGAAGACUGUUGUGCGCAGCUGGGUAUAAUUACCAUGGUACAGAAAGAAUGUACAGUGGAGUGACAGGGGUGGAGCUAGAGGCAGAUAUCUUUGUGGGCGUCGUGUACUACCAGCGACUGAGGCACAUGGUGUCUGACAAGUUUCAAGUGCGUUCCACCGGACCCAUAGAUGUCCUAACUCACCAGCCAAUCAAAGGAAGGAAACGUGCCGGAGGUAUCCGCUUUGGUGAGAUGGAACGAGACUCCCUCCUUGCACAUGGAACAUCCUUCUUGCUCCAAGACAGACUACUCAACUGCUCUGAUAAGAGUAUGAGCCAUGUGUGUACAAAGUGCGGCACCAUCUUAGGCAUAAAUCUUGACAAGCGCAGUGCACAGCAUGACGACGACGGCAUUAAUAGCGCCCUCUUUGGCUCCAACCAGAAAUGGACCUGUAGCACGUGUCGGUCAGUUGAUCACAUUGAUGUUAUCACGAUACCAUAUGUCUUCAAAUACUUGGUAGCUGAGCUGUCGGCCAUGAAUGUGAAAGUCAGACUGGACGUCAAGUGAAGGCCUGCCUAACUGGACAAAAAUCAUGGAGCAACUGCACAGCAUAGUUGCGUCAUCUGUGCCAUGUUUUACCCACAUUUUGCAUGGGGUCAAUCUAUUUACUCUCUUCAUGGGUUACAUGGAUCAUCAUGUUCUGCCCAAAUUUGGAAUCUCCCAUGUCACAGUAUUCCAUAUCUUCUUAAUAUUGCUUGAAGUAUCCCACGCCAAUCACUGAAUAAUAGUUCAUUCUCUAAUAUAUUUUGACUCAGCAGAUAUAGUUUGCUACCUGUUUGUUUUUGAACAUGUAA
Acanthaster planci (crown-of-thorns starfish) is the source of this 3741-nucleotide messenger RNA. It is a transcript of the gene polr1b, whose product is annotated as RNA polymerase I subunit B. Gene Ontology annotation, biological process: DNA-templated transcription. Gene Ontology annotation, cellular component: nucleus. The record is from RefSeq and is a predicted model, not a curated record. NCBI's taxonomy places the organism in Eukaryota, Metazoa, Echinodermata, Asteroidea, Valvatida, Acanthasteridae. Gene Ontology annotation, molecular function: ribonucleoside binding; DNA-directed RNA polymerase activity; DNA binding.